AUGGAGGCGGCGAAUGAGAUUGGGGGCUGUGGAUUCAGCGAGAAGGAAAAGAUUACCGACAUUCUAGAUCGUCGGCACAAAGAGCGCAAAAACCAAAUCGAAAGCGCUAAGUUAGAACGCCAGAAGGAUGCCGACGAGUCGGAAGCGAUUGAGUACUUCGAGGCGUCCUUCAAUGAAGAGGUUCGUAAAAUAGGCACCCUUCUAGAUGGAGUUGUCGCCGUUGACUGCGACCGAGUUGCUACCUUUGAGAGCGUCCAGAAGGAAAUAUCUAACCUUCAGCGGUAUCUUUCUACUUCAACCUUUUUUCUUCAUGAGUAUAAGAUUAAGGUGUGCCAGAAUACGAUUAACGAACUCUGCAAACGGUUAGAUGCGCUUAAAAAUGAGCUCAUACCAAAAAAGAAGUUUGGCUUUAAAAGUAAGAAAACGGUGAAAGCGCCUCCGGACAACCGGUUUGGUUUUGGUAAGGCAACAGAUUCCGCAGAUUCGCAAUCGAUUGGUGAUAGAAUGAAGUGGACCCUUUCGGAAAGAAGCAAUGAAUUGAUCGUCCUUCCCCGAACGUCUGUCGACGAUCAAACCGUCACGGCAUCUGGAUUGACAGACUGUAUCGUUCGUCUGGAGGGUCACUCUGGGGCGCUGCAAUUUACCAAGUUGAAAAACUGCCUAGUCUUGUGUGGGCCGACCUCGAGAUCAAUCUUUCUGGAUGAUUGCGACGAUUGUAAGUUCGUGGUCGCCUGCCAGCAGCUGCGAUGUCAUCGCUCUAGGAACUGUCACCUCUACCUGAAGGUAACAUCGCGCGCUAUUAUCGAGGAUUGUAGUCGAAUUCAGGUGGCCGAGUAUAAUUUGCAUUACGACGGUUUGGAGAAUGAUUUCACCGAAUCUGGAUUGGAUGGAAGCGUUAACAACUGGAACGAAUUGGACGACUUCGAUUGGCUUGCAACGGAUAAACCGUCCCCAAACUGGUCCCUGCUUGGUGAUAAACAACUAGUUACUGACUGGAAAUUAUACCAGAGCGAAUUUCAGAUAAAACACUGUUGUAAAACUUAACUAAAUAAAGGCUUCUUGCUUCGCUUUUUUAUAGCAGAAUUUGUU
Wyeomyia smithii (pitcher-plant mosquito) is the source of this 1089-nucleotide messenger RNA. RefSeq names its product tubulin-specific chaperone C (gene TBCC). Bases 1 to 1044 code for a protein of 347 amino acids. Gene Ontology annotation, cellular component: cytoplasm. The transcript has a single exon. Lineage: Eukaryota; Metazoa; Arthropoda; Insecta; Diptera; Culicidae. Gene Ontology annotation, molecular function: tubulin binding. Gene Ontology annotation, biological process: post-chaperonin tubulin folding pathway; tubulin complex assembly. The record is from RefSeq and is a predicted model, not a curated record.